CUCACUAAUCAACACCUGCCCUGAGUCUCGCUGUGAAAAAUUACGAAAGAAUUCGGUUGUUCAACGCUUUCCAAGAUCAACAAAUCUUUGCUUAACGAACAAUAAUGGCAUCAAUUUGUGGACGCAUGGCGCUUCGUGCCGCCGCACGCCAAAAUGUGACAUACAACUCCGUGCGUACCUGCAAAAUGAUGAACGACCCGUUGGAGCACGCCACGGGUAUCGAGAAACGUGAACUGCUGCUGAAGGCGGCCGGCAACGAUAAUCCUUUCGACAUGAAGGUCUUCAAACGCGGUGCUGGCACUAAGGAAAACCCCAACCUGAUUCCAUCGGCCUUCGAUGCCCGCAUUGUUGGCUGCAUCUGCGAGGAGGAUCAGACCUAUGUACAGUGGAUGUGGCUGCAGAAGGGCAACCAGAAACGUUGUGAGUGCGGCCACUGGUUCAAGUUGGUUGAGAAGGCAGCUGUUUAAAGUUAUUAUUAAUUAAUUAAAUAAACCAAUUAAUAACAAAAACAAACAACACACACAUAAAAACAACAACUAUUAAGCUAAAAGUCAACAUAAUAGCUUUCCAAAUAAAAACAAACAUCAAUCCAAAUAA
Drosophila navojoa is the source of this 597-nucleotide messenger RNA. RefSeq names its product Cytochrome c oxidase subunit 5B (gene COX5B). The record is from RefSeq and is a predicted model, not a curated record. Gene Ontology annotation, cellular component: mitochondrial envelope; respiratory chain complex IV. NCBI's taxonomy places the organism in Eukaryota, Metazoa, Arthropoda, Insecta, Diptera, Drosophilidae. Gene Ontology annotation, biological process: mitochondrial electron transport, cytochrome c to oxygen.